AUGGAGAAUCCAUUCUUCGCUAACCGCCGUUUUUACCAGCAACCGGAUCACACCCGCCGCCCUUUUUCCCGCAACCCUUCGUUCCGUGGAGUGCCCGUUUACCCGAUCCGAGAAACCCCUCAACCCGCCCGACCCGUUCAGCGCCCGUCGGAGCCGAAAGUUGUUCGGAUUCCGGUUCAGUUCGUCGGAUCUGAGAAACCGGACCGUCGGGUUUCCGCUUUGAAGAUACAGAAGGUUUUCAGGGGCUUUUUGGUCCGGAAAUAUUUGAAGAAGAUCAAGGAUAUCAAGGUACAGGUGGACGAGAUUGGAGGAAAGCUGUCGAACGGCGAAAUCGUGGAGUUGGUGAGAAGGAAUGAGAAGGAGCGGCUGAGAUUGAACGAGGGUUUGAUGUCUCUGCUGAUUAAGCUGGAUUCGAUUAGCGGACUCGAUUUCGGGGUUAGGGUUUGCAGGAAAGCCGUGAUUCGUAAGGCGAUCGCGUUGCAGGAGAGGCUAGAUGAAAUUGUUGCCCUCGAUUUCGAGGGUAAUGGUGAGAGCGGUGGUCCGAUUGAAAAUUCUGAAAUUGGGGUUUCUAUGGAGAUUGACGACGAAAAAUUGGGAAAUUUGGAGGGUUCUGUUGGCGAUCAAGAGGAUUGUGGAGAUGAUGAUGUGAUUGAUGUUGGGGUUGAUUGUGAGGUGAAAGUGGGGGGAGUCGUUUGUGUUGAUGAGAAUCUCGAUUCGGUUGAAGAGAGUGCGGAGUGCGUGAAGGAGAGAUUUAGUGAGAGAGAUGAGAGAGAGAAGGCUAAUGGUGGAAACGACGAUAGUACUAGAAAUAGGGAGAUGAUGGAGAAGUUGAUGGAGGACAACGAGAAGAUGAUGAAAUUGAUGAUGCAGUUGCUCGAGAAAAACGAGUCCCAGACGAAAGUGCUGAACGGGCUGACGCACAGAGUUGAGUUGUUGGAGAAGGCUUUCUUGUGCGAAAAGCUGAGGAAGAAGAAGAAGAAGAUGGCAAAGGGUGGUGCUGCUUGUAGAGAGGAAUGA
Erythranthe guttata (spotted monkey flower) is the source of this 1017-nucleotide messenger RNA. RefSeq lists its product as uncharacterized. Gene Ontology annotation, cellular component: plasmodesma. Gene Ontology annotation, biological process: protein folding. Gene Ontology annotation, molecular function: protein-folding chaperone binding. The record is from RefSeq and is a predicted model, not a curated record. Lineage: Eukaryota; Viridiplantae; Streptophyta; Magnoliopsida; Lamiales; Phrymaceae.